CUUAUAUGUUAAAGUUUCUUCUUCUAUAAUAACAAUUCCUUAAUUAAUUAUUAGAACUUGAGUAAUCAUGGCUAAAAUAAUAUUGAAUUUAUUCUUCAUGGUAAUAUCUGUUCUUACUUUUGCACCAAUAUUAUGUUUAUCAAGCAAGACCAAUUAUAAUGGUUACUUGUACCCACAAUUUUAUGAUUGGUCAUGUCCAAAUGCUAAAGAAAUAGUAAAAUCUGUUGUUGCUAAGGCUGUUGCUAAAGACCCUCGAAUGGCUGCCUCUUUGUUGAGGCUUCAAUUUCAUGAUUGCUUUGUCAAGGGUUGUGAUGCAUCUUUGCUUCUGGAUAGCAGUGGAACCAUAGUAAGUGAAAAAUUAUCAAAUGCCAAUAGGAAUUCAGCACGUGGAUUUGAAGUAAUUGAUGAGAUUAAAUCUGCACUUGAAAAGGAAUGCCCUCAAACAUUUUCUUGUGCUGAUAUAAUAGCACUUGCUGCGAGAGAUUCUACUGUUUUGGCUGGUGGACCAAGCUGGGAGGUUCCCUUGGGAAGAAGAGACUCAAGAGAUGCUAGUUUAAGUGACUCCAACACUAAUAUUCCUGGUCCAAACAACACAUUUAAUACCAUUCUCACUAAAUUCAUGUUAAAAGGAUUUGAUCUUGUUGAUCUUGUUGCUUUAUCUGGAAGCCACACAAUUGGAAAUGCUAGAUGCACCAGCUUCAAACAAAGACUCUAUGAUCAAUAUUCAGGAUUCAAUUUACCAGAUUUCACCUUAGAUCCAUUUUAUGCUGCACAAUUGAGCAUUAUGUGUCCAAAACUUGGUGGUGACCAAAAUUUAUUUUUCUUGGAUUAUGUCACACCAACAAAAUUUGAUAACAACUACUUCAAGAACUUGUUGGCUUUCAGAGGUUUGUUAAAUUCAGACGAAGUUCUUGCGACACAGAAUUUGGCAUCAUUAAAAUUGGUGAAAUUGUAUGCUGAAAGCAAUGAGAUUUUCUUCAAGCAGUUUGCGAAGUCAAUGGUGAAAAUGGGAAAUAUCUCACCCUUAACUGGAUUCAAGGGAGAAAUUAGGAAGAACUGCAGGAAGAUAAACAAUUAAAAUUAUUACAGCCUUCAAUAGCACCAAGCGAUAUUAAUUACAUUUAAAAUUAUUACAGCCUUCAAUAGCACCAAGGAUAUUAAUUAUUGUGUGUCUAUAAUACUCCAUAUGUGACGUAUCUUCAUAUGUUAGACGCUUUCUAAUAUGUAUUGCAUCUUCAUAAUAAUAUCUCAUGGCAUAUAUGCUUAUUAUACGUUUAA
Molecule: messenger RNA, 1278 nt
Organism: Capsicum annuum
Lineage: Eukaryota; Viridiplantae; Streptophyta; Magnoliopsida; Solanales; Solanaceae
Product: peroxidase 72
Exons: 4
Coding region: 68-1078 (336 amino acids)
Biological process (GO): response to oxidative stress; hydrogen peroxide catabolic process
Molecular function (GO): peroxidase activity; heme binding
Source: RefSeq, a predicted model, not a curated record